Messenger RNA from Magallana angulata, 722 nucleotides. Its product is annotated as cell death abnormality protein 1-like. The transcript has 4 exons. The coding region runs from base 206 to 697 and encodes 163 amino acids. The record is from RefSeq and is a predicted model, not a curated record. Gene Ontology annotation, molecular function: scavenger receptor activity. Lineage: Eukaryota; Metazoa; Mollusca; Bivalvia; Ostreida; Ostreidae.
UAGGAUAUCCUAUAAGAAUUAUAAUUCCUAAAGGAGAUUGCAUUUCCCAUAAUAUGAGUGUUUAUAUAUAUAUGUAGCCUAUUUCCUCAUCACUCUCUUUUUAUUUGCAAACAAAAUCCAAAUAGAGGACACAUUUCAAGCACUCAAUCAGCAGCAUUCCUAAUCCGAAAAAAAAUCGACAAAAAGAUCAGAUCCGUGAAAUACAAUGACAUUGAAAUAUACGUGGUUUACAGUUACUCUGAUCUGUAUUGCGUAUAAAUGUGAGAUAGGAUAUGUUGGUUACAAUUGUACAAAACCAUGCAUGUAUCCUAACUAUGGUGAAAGAUGUCAAAAGGAGUGCCAUUGUACUGAGGACCUUUGUGACCACAGACUUGGAUGCAUUCUACCUCAAAAUUGUCGAGAUGGUUACUAUGGUCCGGGCUGUAUCUCUCCAUGUCGAUAUCCAAGCUUUGGUAAAAAGUGUCAAUACAUGUGUUUAUGUCAACUCUAUGAUUGCAAUCACAUUAUUGGAUGCCAUAAUAUCUCAGAAAGUGCAAAACCCAACGAGGACUGGCUGGAGGGGAAACAACUCAUUAAUAUAUUAAUCGUAACAGGAAAUUUUGUUUUAUUUGGAACUAUAGGAAUAUCAAUAAUCAUAUAUGUCAAAAUAUAUAGAUCAAAGAGGAAUGAGAGAAGGAAACAGGCACAUAACAUCUGAUGGAACUUACAUAAGAUUCAGAAUA